UUUUGAUGAGAUGUGGUGUUGCACAGCUAUCACUUCUAGUCAGAUGAAGCAGUGGUGGGGUCAGCAAUUGGAGAGUGAGUGUGAUAUUACAGCGGAGGAGUGUCAGAAGUGUAAGCACUAUGAAAGUGUGCAGGCUGUAAAUAGCUACCAGACCUGGGACUCAUGGGAUCAGCUACGUAUGAUCAGAGAGGGAAGGGGUUUUGUUAUUGGAGAGUGAAGAAUUAUUUUUGGAAGCAGAUUGGUUAGAUGUUCUGCUGGAAGCAGUGUGUGUGUGUCUCUCGAUUUUAGUUUAGCUCAACUGGGAGGCCCUCGAUGGAGAUCAACAAAAAGGUGGAUAAAGGAGAAGACAACAGCCCUGAGGGGGAGAUGACAAAGGAGGAUGUUUCAGAGGCCAAUGAGGGGGACAUCGUCCUGGGCUGCCACAUCAGACUCUCUUCUCACCAGCGACCAGUUAUCCACCAGGUGGCUUCUGCACCCAUGCCCAGUGACUGUGAAUUCUCCUUCUUUGACCCCAGUGAGCCACAGUGCAGGGAAGUUCUCCUGGAUCCCAGCACCACUAUACCUGAGCUGUUUGCCAUCCUUAGGCAGUGGGUGCCCCAGGUUCAGAAGAACAUAGGUGUGAUUGGUAACGAGAUCCUGAAGAGAGGCUGUGGUGUGAAUGAUCGGGAUGGUCUAACAGACAUGAGUCUUCUGCACUACUGUUGCAAAGCUGGGGCUCCAGGAAUCGGUGAUGCAGAGACUGCAGCCAGCUUCGCCCGCCAGCUCCUUGCCUUGGGCGCUGAUCCUAACCUUCGAUCACGCUGGACUAACAUGAGGGCUUUGCACUAUGCUGCCUACUUCGAUGUGCCGCAGCUCAUCCAGGUGGUUCUACAGGACGCCCAGCCUGGAGAAGUAGAUGCCACCUGCAGCGACUUUGAUUUCGGCACUGCCCUUCACAUUGCUGCAUCCAACUUGUGCUUAUCAGCUGUCAAAUGUCUUUUGGAGCUGGGAGCCAACCCUGCGUUCAGAAAUGAAAAGGCCCAGUGCCCAGCAGACGUGGUUCCUGACCCACUCGACAUGCCUUUAGACAUGGCAGAUGUGGCUGCUGUGGCCAAACAACUUCGGACUUUGCUGAGAGAGGCACUACCCAGACCCAGCACGCCUCUGCCGCUCACACUGCAGGCCCAGUCGCCACCUGCUUUGUCCGAUAAGGCCAGGGUGCAGCUUGCCACCAUGGGGAUCCGACUGGGUGACCGUGUGGCCAUAGCUGGACAGAAGGUUGGAACCUUGCGGUUCUGCGGCAGCACUGAGUUCUCUGGAGGCCUCUGGGCUGGAGUGGAGCUGGACAAACCAGAGGGGAAGAACAAUGGCUCGGUAGCAGGGGUUCAGUAUUUCACCUGUCGACUCAAACAUGGAAUAUUUGCUCCUCUUUCCAAGAUAAGCAAACCCUUGGAAAGACCUAAAGCAACAAAGGUGCAUACGCCAGUACGACCCCCUCGUCGCAUUGACCUGUCUCGCAUCACCUCCAGGAUAAACACAGGUUUAUCACAAUCCAUUAAAAAGUCCCCUGAUAACCAAAACAGUCCACAUGGACCCAGUCAGGGCACCGAGGGAGACUCCUCGGGGACAUGCACAGGGGCCCUCUCCCGCUCUCUCUCCACUUCGUCGUCUUCGAUGGACUCCCAGCAGGGGCCACGUGCCCGGGCUUGCCCCCUGCCAAGGCGGCGCCUUCCAGCCAGGCAGCGACGGGAGCGCGUUACCCCGAGUCCCAGGACGACCCCCUCGACGGGGCCCCGCUCCUCCUCCAACGCCAGCGCAGGUCUCCGCAGUCGAACCCCUUCAGCCGGUAGUUCUGUGUUUGAGGGCCCCGAGGUGCAUGUGGGAGAGAGGGUGCUGGUUGUUGGACAGAGAACUGGUGUGGUCCAGUUUUAUGGAAAUACCAGCUUCGCUCCAGGUCUCUGGUUGGGCAUCGAAUUGGACAAGCCAAGUGGUAAGAAUGACGGAUCAGUGGGAGGAGUGCGGUACUUCAGCUGCCCCCCCAAACACGGCGUCUUCGCUCCCCCGUCUCGUGUUCAGCGAAUCCAUGGAUCUGUUGAUUGCCUUUCAGAGCUCUCCUCCUCACGCCUCAGUCAUCCUUUAACUGCCAGCAUGCGCCGCAGUUUGAGCAUGGCGUCCGCCAUCGCUGCCCCGAAGGAGACGAGCAGAAGAAGCCCUGUUACCAGGAGUCGCUCCAACCCUCACCGUCGCCGGUGGAGCACUCUGAGUGGUUGCAGCAGCAGCAUUCCUGAAAACACGGCAGGGCCCGGUCCUGCGGGCGGCUGCGACGGCCCGGUCCGCCUCCACCUGGGCAUGCAGGUCCUGCUGAGCAGCGCCAAUGAGAUGGCGUCCAUCCGUUACCUGGGCACGGCGGACUUCGCCCCCGGCCUCUGGCUGGGUCUGGAACUCCGGAGCCCCAAGGGCAAGAACGACGGGUCCGUGGGCGGCCGCCGCUACUUCACCUGCCGGCCGGGUCACGGCGUGCUGGUCCGUCCCAGCCGCGUUACCUAUCACGGCAUAAAUGGUUCACGCCUGCUGAGUGAAAACAGCUGAAGACGAGGCGGAGGGAGCGGAAACGUCACCAAAAUGAGCCACUGAAGCAUUUCUUGGGAAUUAAACUUUCUUCCAUUCAUACAGUAAUUCCUCUCUGCACAGAGCUGCUGAGAUCCAGUAAUAUGAUGAUGACCCAGUCGUAAAACAUUAACAGUUGAAUUGCAUUACAUGACUCAGAUAGAUCAUUCACAUUUAUUAGAGGUCAACGAAAGCACUUUAUAAAUUAGCAGAAUUAGUUUGACAGGAUGCAGGGAAACGUCUUAAGACAUUGCACUACUUUUUAUCUGAUUGCACUGACAAACAUCAGCAUGAUAGAUGAGGAUAUGAUAAAACUAAUGGAAUUAACGUGCACACAUGAAAAACUUUCUACACCCAAAGCUAAUUUUAAUUGCAUCAAGUGGAGAUGUUGAUCAGAUAACUUAAUGUAGCAUCUCUAACCAAAAGAGUGUGUGUGCGUGUCUGUCUGUGUGUGAGUGUGAGUGUGUGUUUGUGCGUGUGCACGUCAAGAGUUCUAAUGAGAUUUUUGUUUGUUUGUUAUUGUGGGAGUCUCAUCUUGUGGUUUAAAGAUAAUUAAUGGAAGCUGACUCAAAGCAGCAUUUUUGAAUCAAUGAGAAAAACAGGAUUUAAUUAGCUGCAUCAGUGUCUGUUACAAUGCAACAUGAGCAGAAGUUUCCUGCUACUUACAUCAUUUUUUUCCCCCAACAAUGUUUUUUUUUUAUAUUGCAGGAAGCAAAACUUCUGCCUACAGUAUUGUCUUAUCAGCAGCAGUGAUGUCAUUCAGGCAUGCGGCUCAUUAUAUACAGUGAAUGUUCUCUUGAUAAACAUAUCAUUUUUAGACUUCAUCCUGUGUUAGCAUCACACUGGUCUGUGUUCAGGGGUCUGCAAACAUUUGCGACGUGACGCAAAUGUAUCGGCCGCUUAAUUAAAGCGGCUCGGCGCAGGAAGCACGCGGCCGCCGUGAGGUUUUGAUGCAGCGGCGGCCGCGUGAUUAGAGCUUCCUGGCAGCUCAGCAGAGAACACGCCAUCGAUUGUGCAUGUGGAAAACCGGCCCGCUGUUCAGUAAAACGCUCAUGUACCGUCCAAUUAGGGCGUGUGGGGCCACAACAGUAGCUGUAGAAUCUCCAAUGGCCUUUUCUCAUUGAUUCGUCUGGUCAGGCCUGCGUGAUUGAAAAGAAGCGGUGGUCGGCGCCCAAGGUUGUCUGAAACGUCGGGUACAAACACAGCGAGUGAAUGUUUCCACUUUCUUACAGAAAUGUUUCUUUGAAAAUAGCUUCUGAUCUGCAUGAAGUCGCUGUAUCUCUGCAUCUAUUGAUGCGCGAAGGUCUUUUUUCUGACUCCUUAUUGGCACGAUGUUCAUGAGGUCAAACUGUAGUUGUUAUUUUUGAUUUGUGUAUUUUUUUCUAAUUAUUCCUGUACUGUAAUGUGUGGAGUGAGUGUGGAGCUGCUUUGUCUGAUGCAUUUGGAUGAUAAGGAAAAUAACGGUUUGUAAAAUUUUAAUUAUAUUCAAUAAAAGCUUUUCCUGUA
This is a messenger RNA of Betta splendens (Siamese fighting fish), 4092 nucleotides long. RefSeq lists its product as uncharacterized. Gene Ontology annotation, biological process: cytoplasmic microtubule organization. The transcript is spliced from 16 exons. Gene Ontology annotation, cellular component: cytoplasm; microtubule plus-end; nucleus. Bases 313 to 2568 code for a protein of 751 amino acids. Lineage: Eukaryota; Metazoa; Chordata; Actinopteri; Anabantiformes; Osphronemidae. Gene Ontology annotation, molecular function: microtubule plus-end binding. The record is from RefSeq and is a predicted model, not a curated record.